Messenger RNA from Camelina sativa (false flax), 1404 nucleotides. The record is from RefSeq and is a predicted model, not a curated record. Lineage: Eukaryota; Viridiplantae; Streptophyta; Magnoliopsida; Brassicales; Brassicaceae.
CCCACGAUUGGCCUAAAUCUAUUUAGGGUUUUGUUUAGUCUUCAAGUAUCUUAUUAUACACAUAGCCUCUGCUUCAAGAAAAAGGGUUUUGAAUUUUUAAUAGUUAAGAAUGAAGAAGAAGAAGAUGACGAUCUUAAGUCUUCCAAUGGAUUUGGUAGCGGAUAUUGUUUCUAGACUUCCCAUGAAGUCUAUGAGAGCUGUGAGAUUAACUUGCAGAACGUUGAACACUUUAUCCCAAAGUUCGAGCUUUACGAAGUUGCAGAUUGGUAAAGAAGCAGCAGCAACAAGUGAAGGGGAGACUCGAAUGAUCAUGUUGAUGGAUUGCAAUCUCAUUCUAAUUCGUGUCGUCUUUAAAGGAUUUGACAUUGAUCCAUCUACAGAGCAAAUAGGUAAACUCACUUGCUUAAACGAUUCAGAUCAAGUCGCAAUAUCUCAAGUAUUUCACUACGAAGGUUUAGUGUUAUGCAUCUCCAAAUACGGUACUAGUUUUGUGGUUUGGAAUCCGUAUUUGGGGCAAACAAGGUGGAUCGAACCUAGAUGUACUUACCGCAACCGCUUAGAUGAAUACGACAGUUUCAGUUACGCUCUCGGAUACGAGAAUAAGGAAUCUUGUCAUAGCUACAAAUUGUUGAGGUUUAUAGAUUAUGCCUAUAAACACCUUUUACGGUAUGAAAUCUAUGAUUUUGACUCUGAUUUAUGGACGGAUCUUGAUGUUAGGGCUCCGCAUUGGCGUAUAUUGUUUCAUAACCGUGGCGUUUCCCUUGAGGGAUACACUUACUUUUGUGAUUCAGAAAGGUACUCAAGAGUGGAAAGAAACCAUGGAAUCAACGAUCACAUAAUCUGUUUUGAUUAUACAAGUGAGAGAUUUGGUCCGCUUCUACAUCUGCCGUUUAGUGCCGGGUUCGCUGACUAUGUGACUUUAUCUUCUGUUAGAGAAGAGAAGCUUGCGGCUUUACUUUCACACAAAGACGUAAAUCCUUAUGAGAAUGACAUAUGGAUUACAACUACGAUUGAGCCCCAAAAUGUGUCAUGGAGCAAGUUCUUGGCAGUGGAUACGGAACCUCACGUUCUGAGUAUAAAAGGCAGUUUCUUCAUCGACGAGGAGAAGAAAGUCGUCAUGUGUGUAAAUAAAAAAAGACAUUGGAACCGCCACACACUUGACAUCGUUGGAGAUGCUGGUGGAUACUUUAGAGAAUUAGAUGUCGGAGAACCUGACUGUAGCAACUGUCGGCCACAUGUAUGCGCUUAUGUUCCAAGUUCAGUGCAAAUCAAGCAACCUGCAAGAGGCCAAAGGAAACAAGAAAGCUUUUAGAAAAUUAAGCGUCAGAUAUGAUCAAAAUAUGUUUGAGACUUGACGCAUUUGCAAAAAGCGAAUCAAGCAAGAGGAUGAUGGAAGGAAAAGGA